Molecule: messenger RNA, 1849 nt
Organism: Agrilus planipennis (emerald ash borer)
Lineage: Eukaryota; Metazoa; Arthropoda; Insecta; Coleoptera; Buprestidae
Product: F-box only protein 33
Exons: 8
Coding region: 218-1648 (476 amino acids)
Biological process (GO): SCF-dependent proteasomal ubiquitin-dependent protein catabolic process; positive regulation of protein ubiquitination
Cellular component (GO): SCF ubiquitin ligase complex
Molecular function (GO): protein binding
Source: RefSeq, a predicted model, not a curated record
AGCUGGUUACAACUGGGCUGGGAACAAUUAUUGAUACAUAUGUCAUAUGUGUUAAUGUGUAGUUUAGAAAAGAAUGAGAAAAAAACAGUAAUGUAACAAGAAAGUUAAAAAGUUAAGAAUUGUAUUAAAAAAUGUUAUAGAAGAAAAGAAAAAAGAUUGUUAACAAAAUUAUAUUUUUUUAAUGUUUAAAUCAGGAAAAUAUUGAACAAAGAAAAGUAUGGGAAACGAUAAUUGUGGCUGUUUGGUGGGAUGGCCUAAAGCAAAAAAAUCAAAAACAGAUCAGGUAGUUUCGUCAGGCAAUUGGGCUCAGUUACCUAGCGUUAUCUUAUAUGAUGUAUUCAGUUUUUUAAGUCAGAAAGAUAGAAUUAAUGCCUCAAGUGUGUGUCGUAACUGGAGACAUGUUAUUUUCCAUCCCAAUUUUUGGAAUGAGUUUACAUUUACGAUUCAAGCAGGACAACAUGAGAAAACUAAAUAUCUAAGCAGAACUCUAAGUAGUCUUGUUAAAAAUGCUGUCAUCAAGUUUGAUUCCUUAACACCGGUUUGCAUGACUGAGUUUACAGCUCUUUUACAAAAUUUAAGUACCAACACUAAGCUUAAAUCUCUUAUGCUUGAACCAUCUCAUUGCCGACUAGUGGAGCCUGUGGAGUACUGUUUUGAUACGCUUAAUUAUUUUUCUAAUUUAUCAGAAAUAAUAAAAAUCUUUUGUAACUUUCCUUUGGAGAAAUUUAGCAUUGGGGGUUGUGAAGAGCUUUGCCAAUUUGUUCCACAAUAUUUAGAAAGGUUAAGUAACACUCGCCCUGAACAAGUCAGUAUUUUGGGGCUUGCAUCAGUUAAAGAUGAUCCAAGUAAUUACCUGAUAUGUGAAGUUGAUGCUGUGUUGUUUUCAGCAUUUAGAAAUUUGAAGAUAUUAAGUAUAGACUAUGAUGCUCUCUGUGAUGAUGUUUUGGAUACACUGAAUGGCGCUGAAAAUUUGAAGCGUUUAAUUGUUCAUGUGCAUGGGGUUUGGUUUGGUCAUCCAGGGACUUCUAAUGAAGCUUGGGCAAAAUUUAAGCAAGUCCACCCGACUUGUGAAUUUAGAUUAACAUUAAUUCAUGCAUAUGAAGAAGUAUUUCACAUGGAAAAUGGUAUUUUGCAAAUACAAAUGCCACUAACACACUUAAAAGUAUUCUUUUGUGAACAUAUAAAUGUAGAUGUAUUGAAUUUACUCUCUUCCUGGUAUCCCCAAACUCUACGGAGUAUAAUGUGGGUUGAUUCCCGUUCUCCUGACUUAGAAGGUACUUGGGAUUUGGUAAAUCGCUUCAGGGAUGCUGAAAUAAACGAACCAGAUCCACUUGUAAUGGCUGCCUGGCUGUGCACAAAGUUGGAAGAGGUUGUUCUAUUAGGUUAUAAGUAUUAUGAAGAAGAUCUUGUUGCCAUAGCUAGAUUAAGAGGAAAUACACUGAAGAACUUAGAAGUGGCUAGUGAAGAUAUUAUUUCAAAUGAAGGCUGUAAAAUUCCUACAAAUUUGAUCGAAGAGAUGUCCAAGAUAUUUGAUAGACCAUGGGCUCCUUUGAAAUCGAGUGAACUACAUCCUGUGAUAUGCAAUCCAACAGACGGUGAUUCAGACGAAUACCUCCAGCCAAAGGUGUUGGCUGAUCUCCACUUAUAAGCUAAGUAUUAAAUUUCAAACGACCAAUAUCACAUGAUAUAUAAAUAUAUAUAUAUAUAUAUACAUUAACAUGCACACGCGAGUAAGAACUUUAAUAAGUUUAUGUUGUUGUUUACAUUCGUUUAUUAUACAUACGUAUAACUUAAAUAAUUUAUUUACGUUUAAUACUGAUUCGUCAUGCAUUAAAUAAAAACUUUUCUA